Messenger RNA from Diaporthe citri, 1167 nucleotides. RefSeq lists its product as uncharacterized. The transcript is spliced from 2 exons. The coding region runs from base 1 to 1167 and encodes 388 amino acids. The record is from RefSeq and is a predicted model, not a curated record. NCBI's taxonomy places the organism in Eukaryota, Fungi, Ascomycota, Sordariomycetes, Diaporthales, Diaporthaceae.
AUGAAGAAAUGUGAUUUGGAGCCUGAGAAAACUUCUGCAACGCAACUAGACGUUAGGAACAUAACGAAUAACACCUACCAGGAAAUAGACAUGGCGACGGGAGCGCGCAACAGGCGCCGCGCGGCUCCGCCCAGAGACAGUCGCGUCGAAGAGCUAGAGGGAACAAAGCAGUUAUACACCGACUACUUCGGGGAGGUUCGAAGAGGACAAGCCCAUGACUAUGACGCUAAUCGGAGGGCGAACAUAAUCUACAAUAUUGUGCAUCCGAAGCACGGAAGAUGGCGCGGGAUGGAGGAUCCCUACAGACCAGGCGCAAGAGCGCCCUCGAUUUACAGGUCCAGAGCCAUCUUUCCAGCAGCAAUACCGCAGACGCCGGGGCGCUUAGGACCUAAAGCCAAGCAAAGACUGCAAGAUGCGUACAGCGCAACGUUCAGACUGAACCAGAACUUUACUCCAGCCCAUGUGACCUUCCGAAAGAUAUUAGGUUACGGCGGCUUCGGCGUUGCCGCGCUCUUCGGCCUGCACGAUAGCACAGGGAGAGAGACCACAGUUGUCGUAAAGGCAGAUCUACGGCCGAGUACUCGGAAUUUCAUCAAGAUCGAGAAAAAGCACAUGAUAUCCAUGUCCGGGGCGAGACACGUGGUCCAGCGCACACUUCUGAUCGCAUUCCCCUGGCCCAAGGACAUUCCCGUGCGCUACGACCAAUUUCGAGCUGCUGAAAGGUUCGCCAUCAAACUUGGCAUCUUUUUCCUCAAGGUGGUCUCUCUCUUCUUGCUCACUACAAUUCAAUUGCGGACAAUCAAGAUCCCCAACCGGCUGCUGAUCAACCAGUUGCCGCUGAACCAGCUGCCGGUCAACCAGGCCCCUCUAGAUCAGGUUCUUCUAGAUCAGGUUCUUCUAGAUCAGGUUCUUCUAGAUCAGGUUCUUCUAGAUCACAGCCUGGUCGACCUCAGCAAGCACAAGCUCAACAAGCUAGAGUCCAGCCACCCAGAGUUGAACCAGAUGCUGCUCAGCCUCCUGAUGCUCAGCCGGCUGCUGCUCGGCCGGCUGUCGAUGAACCAGAUCCUGCCGAGCCGGAUCAACAACAAUGGCUCGUUCCCAGCCUGCAAUCUUGGACUAUGGAGAGACUGUGGCCUGACUGGCCAAAAGCGCCUCCAAGGGCACUAG